Messenger RNA from Populus euphratica (Euphrates poplar), 1004 nucleotides. Its product is annotated as transmembrane emp24 domain-containing protein p24delta9. Bases 147 to 782 code for a protein of 211 amino acids. The transcript has 4 exons. The record is from RefSeq and is a predicted model, not a curated record. NCBI's taxonomy places the organism in Eukaryota, Viridiplantae, Streptophyta, Magnoliopsida, Malpighiales, Salicaceae.
AAUCCGGAUUAGGGGCAUUAUCCCAGACAAGACCCUUAAAACGACAAAACAAACAGAUGUCCAAUUCUUUCAAAGCUUAAAUAAAAAACCUUGAAACACCUCAAAAUCCAAAAUUCGAGCUCCCUUUUGCUUCUUUGGAAAAAAAAAUGUCAAAAUCAAUUAUCUUAAUGAUAACAACUCUUGGGUUGUUUUUGACAAUUUCAGAAUCGAUGAGGUUUGAUCUGCAAUCAGGACACACAAAAUGCGUAUCAGAGGAUAUAAAUAACAGCGCAAUUACUGUUGGAAACUACAAUGUUGUCAAUCCUAAUGAGGGUUAUCCUCUCCCUGAUGCCCACAAGCUUAAUGUCAGGGUGACAUCGCCAUAUGGGAACAAUUAUCACCAUGGGGAUCAGGUGGAUUCAGGUAAUUUUGCAUUUACUGCAGCUGAGGCUGGUGAUUACACUACUUGCUUUACGGCCCCUGAUCACAAACCAGAAACCACUGUAGCUAUUGAAUUUGAGUGGAAAACUGGUGUUGCUGCUAAGGAUUGGUCUAAGAUUGCUAAGAAGGAACAGCUUGAAGUUAUGGAAAUUGAGUUGAAGAAAUUACUGGAUACUGUCACAUCUAUUAAUGAAGAGAUGUUUCAUCUUCGUGUGAGGGAGGAAGAAAUGCAACAACUUAAUCAAUCAACGAACUCCAAAAUGGCUGGCCUUAGUUUCCUUUCACUUGUGGUUUGCUUAUCUGUGGCUGGUUUACAGUUUUGGCAUCUGAAGUCACAUUUUGAGAGGAAGAAGCUGCUGUAGUUUUGCUUUUUAAAGCAUCCGGUUUUCUUGUAUCUCAAACUAUUUAUUCACAGCAGUUAACAAUUAACAUUUUGUAUCCUCAAUCUAAAACUUCAAGGACUCGCAUCACUAACAAAUUUGUUGAUUCCAUGCAGUUCUUAGUGCUGAGAGAUGUUGACAAUAGAAAGUAUAACCUCUAUCUCAUUUUGGGCAUGUUUUUGAAUAUUAAUUAGUUGAAAACCA